Messenger RNA from Heterotrigona itama, 3555 nucleotides. The record is from the annotation of a GenBank genome assembly. Lineage: Eukaryota; Metazoa; Arthropoda; Insecta; Hymenoptera; Apidae.
AUGGAAUUUGUAGUUGGUGAAAUGGAGGAAAAAGAAUUGGAGUUGUCUCCCGAAAAAAAGACACUUCUCGAAAAUUCUGAUCAAAUUAGGUCCAGUGUAACGUCAGACGCUUCAGCUGCAGAAGACACUAAUUCCUUGAAUCAACAAAACGCAAGAACGCAUGAAAAAACAAUGCUAAUUCAUGAGGAGCUCAUACGAGACAGUAUCGCUCAAACCGAAGUAGAUUCGCUAUUGCUGGAAAACAAUGACCAAAGAGAGUGUCACUUGAUACAGGAAAAUAACAUUGAUACAAUUAUGAAGAAUUCCACUUCUUUAAAUAAUUUCUCGAACGAGUUUCUAAUAUGUCAAACGUCUGUUGAUACAAUUCUUCCACAAGAAAAGUCUCUCUGGAAAUCAUCUUCCUGUAAUGAUGUAAGAUCAUCAUCAUCAACAUUAGGUGAUACACUCUUGAGUGUACCUUCAGAUGUGAUUUCCAAUCAUGAUCUAAGGUCUACAUCACCAAAUACAAUGUAUAAUGACGAAGAAAAAACAAUUUUUAAUAAUAAUAAAUUGCACACGGAGAAUCAUGAAACAUCUUUGAGGGUUAUUGUAGACACACAAAAAAACUGUAAAAUUAAAAAUAAUAUUGGAAGAAUGAAAGAUGAAGUAUGUCAUUCUAAUACAGAUGAAAACUUAACAAUAAAUAAUGAUCAAACCCGAACAAAUGUAGUUAAAUGCGAAAGAGAGUCUAAUAAAGAACAAAAACCAUGUGAAAUUAUUAAGAGUACCAAGCCACAGAGCAAUAUCAUAUCUAGACCAACUUUAAUCGAUGAUAGUAAAUUGGUAAAAAUUUCACUGCCAACUAAUCCAAUUAACAUAAUGCAAUCAAAUGCUCAGUUUUUAAACAAAAGUCGCAACUUUUUAAACUUUAUCACAGAAAAAUCGACAAACAUAAUGGAAAGAGCAUUGUUGCCACAGCAUUUAACAAUGAGGUAUAAUUCAGUAUUGAAAUCUGCAGAUAAUACUUGUAACGAGAAAAGAUAUACACAGGUAUCUUCUGGUAUGGAAUUCUCUUCGACAGGAUCAGUAUUUAAUAACUCAGAAUCAUUGACGGAAGCAAAAAAUAUUUCUCAUGUAGUGAAAGAUGAAGCAGAUGUUCAAAUUACAGAAAAUGAAUAUAUAAAAAAUGAUGAAAAUAAGAAUACUUUUAUGUACUUAGUUACAAAUGAUGAUACCUUUGAUAAAAGUGAUGAUAUUGAUCAUUCUCUUAAAUUGAGAGAUUCAGAACAAUCAGAAUUUUCUUCUAUAAAUAACGACAUUAGUAAAACAAAUGACAAUGUACUCUGUAUAAAAACAAGUAGGACUGAAAAUAUUAAUUCUAUCAUAUUAAAUACUGGAUACGAUGACACAGAUCAAAGUAUUGCUGGUAUCAUAUGUCAAAGAAAAGAAGAAAAUAUUGACCUUGAAAAUUCGAAACAAAAUUUAUUGCAGCAUCCAGCUUAUCUUACUUUAUUGAAAGAUUAUGCGGAUUUGAAAUCUAAGCAUUUGAAGUUACAAGAAAAAGUCGAACACUUGGAAGAGAAGAAUCGAAUUUUAGAAGCACAAAACAAAGGAGAAAUCUCCUCUGUACAGAUAGAAACAUUCGAAAAGACAAUAAACAGACUCACCUUUGAAUUACAUACAUCGUUAGAAGCACAGGAAAUGUAUAAAAAGGAGUACAAUGCUGCAAAUAAAGAAAGGGAAAGCAUGGUGAUGAAAUACGCAGUUAGUGAAAAGCAACUUAUUGAUACACAGAGAGCAAGGGAAUUUGCAGAACGUAAGAUAAAAGAAAUGACAACCCAACAAGAGGCGCUUCAAAGUAAAUUACGGGAAAUGCAAGGAGAACGAGCUAGAAUAUGUAACAUUCUGACCGGGAAACAUCGCGAAGUAACUGAUCUCCAGAGAGAAGUUGAAAAAUUGAAGGAAGAUGUAAAGAUGAGGGAUAUAAAAUUACAAUGGACUCAGAACAAACUUAAGACAGAAAUGGAUUUGCAGAAGGAAACUCAACAAAAAUUAGAUAAAACUACAAUCAGAAUUAACGAAAUGAAAGAAGAAUGUGAACAGGUCCGCAAGGAAACACAAGAAACAAUGCGAAAAUUUCAACAGUCGGAGGAGAACAAAGCAGUUACAUUAGAUCAACAAUUAAAAGAACAACAGGCACGUUUAAUUCUGGAAAGACAUGUCACGGAGGAUAAAGAAAUGUUGAGGGUUCAGUUACAAAAGGAAGUAGAUACGUUGAAGCAUAGACAGCAAGUUUUAAUUGAAGAAAAUAACACGCUUAGUUUAAAGAUACAAGAUGCCGAAAAAUGUCGGUUAAAUUAUGAAAGUAAUUUGAGUAACUUAAAGAUUAUAGUAGAUCAGCGUCAGAAAGAAAUUACAGAAUUGCUAAGUAAAGUAUCUGAAUUAGAAACGUUGAAGAUUCAGCUUCAACACAAAAAUCAAUACUUAACAUCAACCGAAGUAGAAAUCCAACAUUUACGUUUGGCUAAUGAAGAAUUGCAGGCUGAUAUGUCUGCCUGUCGUCAAAAAGAAGCAGAAAUGCUGGACUUCACGCAAAAAUUGACUGAUAAAAAUGUACGAUUACAAUCGGAAUUUACGGCUAUUGAAGCCAAAGUAAAACAGUUAGAACAGGAAAAUGGACCGUUGCAUCAACGUAUAAAUGAAUUAAUUGAUAAAGUGAAAGCGUUGGAAGAAAGUUUUGCCGAAGAAAGGAAAGCGAGAAUCGAAGAAUGUGAAGUUUUAGCCAAACGUCUUGCUGAACAAACACAAGUAGCGCAAAAUCUUGCUCAAGAGUUAGAAGAUAGUCAAGGAGAAAAUGCAGUAUUAAAAAGAAAACAGCAACUAAAUAUGAAGGAAAUGACGCGUGAGCUUCAGCAAUGUCGGAAAAAAUUAGAAGCAUUUGAAACAUCAGUACCUUAUAAUUCAUUAAGUGUUACAUCUAGGACUGAAUCAAAUAUUUCAUUAAAUACAGUUGCUUUAAAUGGUGCCUUAUCCGAUAAUAGUAUCAAUGGUGACCAAAGUAUUCGGCCUACAGAGCCUAGUAAACAAUUGUUAAUAGAUCGUAUUAUAAAGUUACAAGAGAGUAAUGCUAAGAAAGCCGAGAAACUAGAUUUCUUUGAGGAACACGCUCGAAUUUUGCUUGAGGAGUUGCAGAAGAAAAAGAAAAUCAUACAAACUUAUAUUUUGCAUGAAAAUAUUGGUGCUAUGGGUGGCAGUGAGAGAGAUAAAUAUAAGGCUGAGUUAGCAAGACAUGGAGGAAUAAUGGCCUCUGUCUACAAUCAACGAGUCUCUGACGAUAACAUGACUCUUGAAUUAUCACUAGAAAUAAAUCAAAAACUCCAAGCUGUUCUCGAGGAUGCGUUAUUCAAGAAUAUUACUCUAAAGGUAAAUAUAAAACUAUUGGUCUACUACAUCUGAAACAUAUGAUAAAAUUAUUAUUCUAACUUGUUGUUGUAUUUUUAGGAUAAUAUCGAUACUCUUGGCGAGGAAAUAGCAAGAUUGACGAUGCAGAAUCAACAAAGGCAAAAUACAAAUUAA